AUGUAUCGUCCGUGGAUUUUCCUCGUCAUUCUGGCAGUAAAGGUUAACAAUAGCCAUGCUGGAAACUUCCUGCUAUUACCAUUUCCUGUUACCAGUCACUGCUUAGAGAUGGCAGGUAUUGCCAAAGAACUACUACAGCGAAACCAUUCAGUUUUCGCUUAUCUACCUGAUACAUUUAAAACUUCCAAUUGUUUCGAUGGAUCCAAAGUUGAAAUAAUAACUUAUAAACCAAGUGAAGAGUUUGUUAAACAUAAACAUACAAUCGAAACACACAUUGUGGAAGCAACUUUUGCUGGGAAACAAUUUACUCACAACCUCACGUUUUUGUCGGCGUUUUUUCACAUUGGUGCUCCGAUGUGUGAAUCAGCAUUAAUUGCCACAGACAAAAUGAAAUUGUUGAAAUCCAAAAAUAUAGAUAUAGCUAUAAUAGACUCCAUGCCAACAAGCGAGUGUUACUUUUACGUGGCUAAAUAUUUAAAUGCUGAGGCGGUAAUAGAAGGGGCAGCUAUAUUUCCGGGAUUAGGUACUGCUGCUCAAACACAUGUCCAUCCAUUUGAAUUGUCUUCGUUUUCAUCCAGGAUGAGUUUACCAGAAAGAGUAAUGAAUACUCUAUUGACAUUGGGUGUUGCACUUGGAAUACGGAUUUCUCACAUUUUCAAGAAGUUGGACAAAGCAAAGUUAAAGGACUAUGUUCCUGACGAAGUCUUGGAUGCAGAUGUCAAUGAAAUGAUGAGAAAGUCUCUUCUGUUUAUAGAAAAUGCAAAUGAUAUAUUGGACUAUCCUAAAGCUCUGUAUCCAAACCAUAUCAGAGUCGGUGGAUUAACAACACUGACGUGUGUUGGAAUGGUUCGGACUAUACUUCAAGACUGA
Molecule: messenger RNA, 870 nt
Organism: Lottia gigantea (owl limpet)
Lineage: Eukaryota; Metazoa; Mollusca; Gastropoda; Lottiidae
Exons: 2
Coding region: 1-870 (289 amino acids)
Molecular function (GO): UDP-glycosyltransferase activity
Source: RefSeq, a predicted model, not a curated record